GGGGGCGGUGCCGGGGGCGGCCCUGCGGUUGCGGUCCCUGCUCCCGAGGCAGUGUCGGAGGAGGCGGCGGCGCCGGCCAGUUGGCUGUCUCUGGAGCAUUGGAUAAUGUGAGAGUUGGGCUGCAGUGAUGUCAACUCUCUGCCCACCCCCGUCUCCAGCUGUUGCCAAGACAGAGAUUGCUUUAAGUGGUGAAUCACCUUUGUUAGCAGCUACCUUUGCUUACUGGGACAAUAUUCUUGGUCCUAGAGUAAGGCACAUUUGGGCUCCAAAAACAGAACAGGUACUUCUCAGUGAUGGAGAAAUAACUUUUCUUGCCAACCACACACUAAAUGGAGAAAUUCUUCGAAAUGCAGAAAGUGGGGCAAUAGAUGUAAAGUUUUUUGUUUUGUCUGAAAAAGGAGUAAUUAUUGUUUCCUUAAUCUUUGAUGGAAACUGGAAUGGAGAUCGGAGUACUUAUGGACUAUCAAUUAUACUUCCACAGACGGAACUUAGUUUCUACCUUCCACUUCACAGAGUGUGUGUUGAUAGAUUAACACACAUUAUUCGGAAAGGAAGGAUAUGGAUGCAUAAGGAAAGGCAAGAAAACGUCCAGAAGAUUGUCUUAGAAGGCACAGAGAGAAUGGAAGAUCAGGGUCAGAGUAUUAUUCCAAUGCUUACUGGUGAAGUCAUUCCUGUGAUGGAACUACUUUCAUCUAUGAAAUCACACAGUGUUCCUGAAGAAAUAGAUAUAGCUGAUACAGUACUCAGUGAUGAUGAUAUUGGUGACAGUUGUCAUGAAGACUUUCUCCUCAAUGCCAUCAGCUCACACUUGCAAACCUGUGGCUGUUCUGUCGUUGUAGGUAGCAGUGCAGAGAAAGUAAAUAAGAUAGUGAGAACAUUAUGCCUUUUUCUAACUCCAGCAGAGAGAAAAUGCUCCAGAUUAUGUGAAGCAGAAUCAUCAUUUAAAUAUGAGUCAGGGCUCUUUGUGCAAGGCCUGCUAAAGGAUUCAACUGGAAGCUUUGUAUUACCUUUCCGACAAGUCAUGUAUGCUCCUUAUCCCACCACACACAUAGAUGUGGAUGUCAAUACUGUGAAACAGAUGCCACCCUGUCAUGAACAUAUUUAUAAUCAGCGGAGAUACAUGAGAUCAGAGCUGACAGCAUUCUGGAGAGCCACUUCCGAAGAAGACAUGGCUCAGGACACAAUCAUCUGUACAGACGAAAGCUUCACUCCUGAUUUGAAUAUUUUCCAAGAUGUCUUACACAGAGACACUCUAAUAAAAGCCUUCCUGGAUCAGGUCUUUCAUUUGAAACCUGGUUUAUCUCUCAGAAGUACUUUCCUUGCACAAUUUCUACUUAUCCUUCACAGAAAAGCCUUGACACUAAUCAAAUAUAUAGAAGAUGAUACGCAGAAGGGGAAAAAGCCCUUUAAAUCUCUUCGCAACCUGAAGAUAGACCUUGAUUUAACAGCAGAGGGCGAUCUUAACAUAAUAAUGGCUCUGGCUGAGAAAAUUAAACCAGGUCUGCACUCCUUUAUCUUUGGAAGACCUUUCUAUACUAGUGUACAAGAAAGAGAUGUUCUGAUGACUUUUUAAUGUGUGACUUGUUAAGUAUAUUUCCUCACAAUCAUGUUUGCUGUAACAGUAGCUCAGUGAUGUGGGAAACAUCACUUUUCCUGGUCACACCUCAGAGUCCUACUCUGCAAUUGCAGUUAAAGUUAGUUUCACUACAGUUGUCACAGAGAUCUGUAAGGGGAUGGUGCAUCGUUACAUUGAAUGUCUCUUUAGGGUAUGUACUCUUCGACACUUAUGUUUACAAUUAAUAAUAUUAUUGCUAUCUUUUAUAGAUACAAUAAUAGCAUACAAACUUGACCACAACUACUGAUUUUUGAAAUUCAUGAUUCAUCGUUUACAUGUAUCAAGGUGAAAUCUGAGUUAGCUUUUACAGGUAUAAUACUAGUGGUUGACUUUCCAUCUUUUGUUGUUUCUUGGUAUAUAAGAUUACUGUAAUACUUUUACAAUCAACUGAAAAUUAGUGCACUUAAAGUUUUCAGUUCCACACAAAGAACUGAAAUAUCUUGAACAUAAUUUAAGUUUUAGGAAGAAAAUAUUGAUGAAGCAGAUUUUUUAUUAAAAUUAAUUAUUAAGUCCGACUUAGUAGGAUUCAGUCUGUGUAUAAGUGUCAGGCAGUUAUGUGUAGCCAGUGAUUAUGGUGAACCACAGUGUGUUUUUUGUUUAUUGUUGUUGUUAUCAAUAUCCUAUAGCUGGACAGUAUCUGUCUAAGAAUAUAGGAUAUUGGAUUUUGUUUUAGUUGUUGCCAACUCUCAUAAUUUUAGUUGUUUGCCAACUCUCAAUAAUUUUCAUUUUUUUGAGCCAAACUGAAAUGUGUGCCUCCUGUGCCUUUUUUUCCUUGGAAAAUAUAAUUACACAGAAGAAAUUCAGAUUUCACUGGUUAGUCAUUUCCAUCUUGUUUCCCUCUUGCAGAAUAUACUAUGUACCUAGUUUGACGGUUACUGUAACUCCAAGAUUAUAAAAUUCAUUAGAGAAUACAAUAAUAAGAUCUUUUUUUGAGAACAGAAAAAUUCCUUUUCUUCUUCCUUAUGUUCUGCCCAUAUAUAUAUUUUUUUGGUACUGGGGAUCAAACUCUGGACCUUGCCCUUGUGAGGCAGGUACCAGAACCACUGAGCUAAAUCCCCAGCCCCGCCCAUAUUUUUGAAGUGAUUGCCAUGUUGCCUGCAUCACAUAAGAACAGCAGGACAAAUUUUACUGAAGUACUAUUUUCCUAGGUGCUGUAUUAGCAGAAUUAACUGGUCUUUUUCUUUGGUUUCUUUAAUGUGUUUUAGCCUUUUGAGGGGGGGGCUAUAAAAUACCUGAUUAGGUGAUUCUGUGCUUAGAACAGUGAUGGUUGUAGGAGUGUAUACAAAUUUUUAUUUAAAAGUGUGAAAGUAAUGUGAAAGGGAAAACAUUUAUAAAAAGGGAUAAAAGCAAUAGAGCCCUUCUGCCCUCACAUACCAAGUUUAAUAGGAAAAACAUGUUUUAUUCUGAAAGACACAUAAUAGUUUUCAUUUCAUGGAUCAGAAAGAUCUAGACAUCUUAAUUUUUAGGUAUACACUGAACACAAUAACAGUAUCAUACUACGUAUAUCUCAGUCACAAAAAAUUCGUAUAUAAUGUACUACUGUUUAAAAUCCCAUUCUUAAAUGCUUUUUACAUAACAGAUUCUUAUUUAAGCGCUAUUUUCUUUUGCUGGUUUAUUAUAUUACUAUAUAGAAUAUAAAUUGUACAGUAAAAUAAGUUAUUAAAGCAUGUGUAAACAUUGUUAUAUAUCUUCUAGAUGGAGAAUUUUAAAUAAAAUAUCUUUGAAAGUUU
Molecule: messenger RNA, 3345 nt
Organism: Heterocephalus glaber (naked mole-rat)
Lineage: Eukaryota; Metazoa; Chordata; Mammalia; Rodentia; Bathyergidae
Gene: C9orf72
Product: C9orf72-SMCR8 complex subunit
Biological process (GO): endocytosis; autophagy
Cellular component (GO): endosome; autophagosome
Molecular function (GO): guanyl-nucleotide exchange factor activity
Source: RefSeq, a predicted model, not a curated record